Molecule: messenger RNA, 3170 nt
Organism: Petromyzon marinus (sea lamprey)
Lineage: Eukaryota; Metazoa; Chordata; Hyperoartia; Petromyzontiformes; Petromyzontidae
Gene: TFB2M
Product: transcription factor B2, mitochondrial
Biological process (GO): transcription initiation at mitochondrial promoter; rRNA methylation
Cellular component (GO): mitochondrial matrix
Molecular function (GO): rRNA (adenine-N6,N6-)-dimethyltransferase activity; mitochondrial transcription factor activity
Source: RefSeq, a predicted model, not a curated record
GCGGCAUAAUUUUUUGCGUUUGCGUUUAGAGCGGCGGCGGCCUCACCGCACGAUCGACUCGAGCGAGCGAAACGGCACAAGCGUGGCGUGUCUUUACGUGACUCGGAUGCAUAAAAAAGCAAACUAUAGCCUACCAGACUACCGCGGCUAAACAUGUGCGGUGAUUAGUAGAGUCGGUGAGAGAUUGAGCGUGCGACGGUGGUGGUGGUGAUGUGAGCACGUGGCUGGUGGUGGUUCUCGUUUGACGCCAUGCCCUUGACUGGGGCGCUGGGGGCGGACAGGCCUCGCUCGGCGUCGCUGUAACGAGUGGAGCGAAUUAAUCGGUAGCUUGUGACACGGUCGUUGUUGCUCGCUCGUCAUGUUGGCGAGGAGCUCCUGCCUGCCUCUGGGCUCGCUGCUGGCCGGGUGUCGAUGUCCAGGGUUCUGCGCGCGACCGCUGCCAACUCCGAGGGCCUCUUCGUGCAGGCGCUUCGGAUCUGGCAAGUUAAGGCCGUUGUCAGCGGUGACAGGCUCGCUUCCCAUGUGGUACGUGGAAGGUCUGCGCGGCACGUCACACUCGCGCCUCUCCUACCCGGAUGACAGCGAGCUGCAGGAGGUGGUGAACCAAGUGGGCGACCUGAAUACCAGGCGCUGCUUCAUCACGGAGCCACGCGUGGCCCACUCUAUCACUGAAGCCCUGCAGAUCAACGAGGGUGACCAGGCCGUCGUGUUUGAUUGCUCUGCAGGGCCUGGAAUUUUAACAAGAGCACUCCUUAAUUCUGGAGCCAAUCGAGUGGUGGUACUGGAACGGGACAAGUUGUUUCUUCCUCCCUUGCAGGAAUUGGAGGAAAGUGCGGAAGGGCGCAUGAACCUUUUUCACUGCGAUGUCUUCAAGCUGGACACCCAUGAUGGGCUGUUGCGGCCACCCUUCAUGAGCUCCAAGCAGCUGCAGGUCCAGCUGGGCCUUAAAGAGCGCUCUUGGAAUGAUGAGAUUCCCAUUCGUCUGGUGGGCAUUCUGCCAUUGAGGAACCCUCGCACCAUCCUUUGGAGGCUCAUCUAUGCCGCCUUUCAGGGAAUCUCGGUCUUUCGCUUUGGAAGAGUAGAGCUCAACUUGUUCAUAAGCGAGAGAGAAUUGCAGAAAAUCAGAUCGUCUCCUGGCUGCAAGAAUUACAGUUCACUCAGCAUAUUGUGGCAGAUAAUGAGUGACAUUACAGUGGUUUACCAGGAGUCUUUGACUUCAGUGGUGACAUGUUCAAAUAAGGCCCUGAAAACGGACUUUUUUUCAAAUCAUGUCGAGGCUGGAGAAAAGCUAUGCCUCAUGCAGCUGAACCCAAGGCGUGAAAUCACCAGUGUCCUUAACUACCACAGCAUGGACCGGUUCAUGGCCAUGAUAAAUCACUGCCUCUCGCGGCGCAGGAAAAAACUCAAGGAUAUACUCAACCUCUGGAAUCCCGGGAGUGGCGAACUUAUCAUGGCGCAACUUGGGCUGUCACCAGAAGCGACCUCGGGCACAGUGUCGCCCAGAGACUAUCUGCGACUUUUUGAAAUUAUUGAGCUGUCUGAGGGCUUUCGCUCCAGCUGGCUUUACACGGAAAGCAUGGACAAAGUGAUCUAUUAAUGGCUGCGUGCUGAAACCACCGACGUCUCCGCAAGGUCAUAGGAAAUUAGGAUAAUCCCAGUCAGAUGGAAGAGAACGUCUAAAAUGACGUUUGCAGGAACUUUCCAAAGUGAUUAAGAUGGAACACUUGGUAUCCCUACAAGUGUGGAUUUUUUUUAGGAGUAUUGUGCGAAGCUCCUUUUGAUAGAGCAGUGUGCUCACAAAAGGAUCUACAUUGUAAAAAGGAACUCAUCCGCAGAAAAUGGGACAGUGAAAAUGUAGCAGUUAAAAACCAAUGAGUACAGGGUUUUCUCUGCCAUGUCGACAAAUCAACUUCAAGAAUGCUUCGAUAAAUUACUAUAAAUAGAAUAAAUUUCACAUGCUGAACUGUACCACGGAUGUUAUGAAUGGGAACUUGAAAAGAUGGUCAUCUUCAUACCUUUGCUAGGUCCUCAGUGCUGCACAAAACGGUGGGCGAUUAUAUUUUGCUGGACAAACAAGGCGUACUAUAUUCUUGGUUCUUUCGGUAAAGUCACGUAGAAAGGAAACAAUAAAAUAAUGUUUUUAUAAUUUUAUUUCCCUUCCAAAAUAAUGUUUUUAUUAUUUUAUUGUUUCCUUCUACGUGACUUUACCGAAAGAACCAAGAAUAUGAAUCCCUGCAGUCACGAAAGCUUUAAAUCAAAAUUUAAGGCGUACUAUGUUCAUGGUUCACAACUCAUUAUUAUGGGUUGUAUUGUGUCAUGUUAAACAUGUAUCUUUACCAGAUGUUAGAUACCAUUAUUCAGUCUAGGUUUGUAAAUGUUAUAUUAAAGGUGUGGCUGUAACAUAGUGUAUUUUUAAAUUUGCUUAGGCUUUAUUGUCUUUUUUUUCAACAUCUACAAACCAUGACUCGAUCGCAAUGGCGUUAACCAGAAAAUACCCAGUGUAAGACAUUGCUAUGAAUUAAAAAAAUAUUGUAAUCGUCAAUGUGGCUGUACUAUUGCAGGAUGUAGUGCAUACUCAAAAAUAUAACUGCUUUCACAGGAUUGAAUCCUACAGAUGUGCAGUAAAUUAUGUGCAGCAUUGAAAGUGUAUGCUACCUACUGUUACGUGGCCACUAAAAGGAGUAUUGCAUUUGUAAAUGUAUGCUUUUUUGCCAUUGUCAUGUGACAAAUGCAACUAAAAUAUAGUGAGAUAAUUAUCCAGGUCUUGAUAACAGAAUAUAUUGUAUUCCAGCAGGUACUUAGCUGGUUCUAAAUAAAUAAAUGACGGUUGUGGUAAGUUUGAAUCGCUGGCAAUUUUUUGGUGGAUAAAUGACAUGUCUGUUAAACAGAUUUUCAUCCUUAAUCAACUGUGUACUGCAUUGCUAUUAUUUAGAUCGUUGAAUACUGAGCUAUGCUAUAAUAGCUCAUUUUUACAAUAUUCACCAUAAACUUUGCCACUGGUUGAAAGGUUGUGACCUGCAUUUGUGAUGAAGGAUUGCUGCUCGGUUGCUAAAUGCCUUUGUAAUGUAGAGCAAGCGUUUGCUUUUUGCAAGAAACAACAUUUUUGUGAUUGUUUUACCAUGUGUGGGAAUAAAGCAUAAUCUCGUGCUUUAUAUGGUGCAUAAACAUGU